Hypoxylon trugodes is the source of this 1703-nucleotide messenger RNA. RefSeq lists its product as uncharacterized. NCBI's taxonomy places the organism in Eukaryota, Fungi, Ascomycota, Sordariomycetes, Xylariales, Hypoxylaceae. Bases 143 to 1297 code for a protein of 384 amino acids. The transcript has 2 exons. The record is from RefSeq and is a predicted model, not a curated record.
UUCCGCACCUGGCCCAUUGUCACCUCAAGCGCUAAUUCAAAGAGUCAGCCCACUAGUUCGGGAAUAUGCGUUACUUAAAUUGAAUCGUUUCCAAGAGCCUAUACUAAUAGGUAAUCCGGGGAGGUUACUCUUCCUCACGGAAAUGGUUAAUGUGACCUAUACUAUUUCCCUUGAGUAUAGAAACCACCCUAACAUAGUGCUUCGGGCAGGUAAUGUACACGGGGUCUGCCUAGGGGAUAUCUAUGCGAUUUAUCCUUGGGGGAACGAGGAUUAUAGCACUUAUAAUCCUCUACCGACAGCGAAAGUUCGCGUAACUGAUGUUCGCGCGAUGGACUCGGAUGUCAUAUUUGAAUCUGGGGAGAACGAAAUCGAAGAUAUCUCCGGCUGUCGAGCUGUCCUCGUCAAAAGAGAUAUUCCAUGCCCCCGCGUGUAUAUAAAGCUCCUACCGCAAACUCCGGAACACCUCGGUAACAUGGUAAUGGAACGAUCGAAAAGCGUCGAUGGGCUAGCCUUCCUUAAUACUGAUACGAGCGCUCCUAAGGGAGGAACCCUAUUGUAUAUCGCCACGAACGGUGAAACCCAGUAUAGGCUACUCGAUUCGACACAAUCUGAGAUCCCUAUGGUGCCCCUAUAUGACGCACUCCAAUCAUCGCUUAUAGCUGCGGCGCACUUGGGUAGAUAUAAUUUCUACCUAGGUUUGAAAAACGCCGUAGCACCUCGAUAUCCAUUUGAAUUUGGUCGAUAUUCUAGAGAAACUCGCCAGAUUUCCAAUGAGAGCAUCGAAGUUCCCUAUGGAACUCAGAUAACAUUAGGAUUCAAGAACGAAAGUGUGGUUCCACUCUUUCUCUCUGUCCUAUACUUCGACUCAAUAUGGGGUAUUAGCAAGAUUUUCCCAAAGAACAAAGAUUUUGAGGAAGUCGACUGGAAAAUGUAUUGCGACUUUGAUAUCGUUGUUGGUUUUCCGAAUGAGUGUUCUAAUCCAAAUGUGGUUGAGACACUUAAAGCAUUUGUCACUACCAGGCCAUUCUCCGUUCAAUCAUUAGUAACUGAUAAUAUUGAUGAGCAACUACAGAUGGAUAGAGCUCCAAGUCAAAUCGCCAAUAAGUCCGAAGCGAUGCUGCCGGAUACCUUAGCUAGGUUUGACACCCCUUUGAGUCACUCUUCAAGAACGACCGAUUUAGGGAGGGACACACGCCCUGCAAGACUGGUCAACCAAGUUAGCACCGAGGAUUCGUGGCAAACUAAAAACAUCCCAUUGAACAUUAUAGGCCCAUCGAAGAUAUCAGGAAAUGAGUAGUGAAGAUAUUAUCCAUGGCGGUUUCAUAUGUACCCAAAGUAUCAAGAAUAGUCAUUCUUUCUCCAUCUAUCCCAGUUCAAAGUUACCGAGACCGUGGAAAUGAGCACCUCGAAUUGUCAUCUCUAAACUUUAUCAUGUAUUAUACAAUAUCCUGUGCCAAUUUUACUCGUAAGCUCCCUCUAUAUGACGGAACAUGCCCGUAAUUAGGCAAUUUCCAUAAAAUCUACUUGCACUUUAUCUGUAGAUAAUAACGCUCCAAUAGGUGGGAAGGCCCGCUGGCGUUGGCUUUAAGUGAUCUUCUUAGUUGAUGAGUCUCGUGAAUUUGUAGGAUUUGAUCACUAUGGCGAGGAGAACGGAAAUCAGCCCAUUAACAAAAGAUUACCCGAGUUGCGGAUUAGAGCAUUUC